AUGAAGUUUUAAAUCUUUUUAAUUAUUUCAUAACAAUUCCUUUACCCAGCAUUUUCAGCUUGCAUUGAUCAAGCUAGAACCCCUUUAAACAUUGGUAAAAUACCGGCUUGUCCAUUUUAUGAUGAUACACCAGUCUGUUGUAGAUAGGAUAAUGUAGAUUAAAUGAUCUCUAAUUAUCGUUCUAUUGAUGCAACUUUUGGUUAAGAUGGAGGAGGAUGUGAUAUGUAAGACUUUAUUCAAAGUUAUAUUUUAGAUGCGGAGCUAAUUUGAAACGAUUUUGGUGCAUUUAUACUUGUGAUCCAAAUCAAACAAAUUUCAUAGAAUACACAGGUCGAGCAAAUGUUACAGACCCUUCAAAUAAAAAUAGAUUGAUCGAAGUCCAGCUCGUAUCCCUAACAACAAAACCUCAAAUAGCAUGUGUAAAAUUGUAGACUUAUAUCAUUUAGGAAGUGUAUUCAUCAUGUUCUCGUACAUCAUUUGUCAAUCAAGUUUCUGCUAUGCAGUCUCCUGGAGGAUUCUUUAAUUUCUUAGGAGAAUAGGCUAUGUAAUUAUUUUCAUUAAGAACUUAGAUCACAAGGCCAAUAAUUUAUCACAUUUUAGUUUUCAGACCAUAAUUCCAUGAUAAUGGAUGAUACUUGGAUGUGUAAUCACAAGUCAAACAUUACCACAGUCGAUGAUAAAGGAGUAAUUCACUACUGGGAUUAGUACGGAUAUGAAAUUAAAUAGUAAUGUGGAUGCAACACUUGUGAAGACAGUUGUGAUAUAAAUUAAAUUUUAUACGAACCCACUGGAGUAUUAUAUGGGUUUGAGACAUCUUAUGUACUAUUUACUUGGCUAUUUGCAAUAUUAUUUGCACUUGGUAUUACAAUAAUCAGAAAAUAUCGAAAAAAUAAUGAAGUUAUUGAGAAUUUAGAUAUUGGUUUAAUCACAACUUGA
Molecule: messenger RNA, 936 nt
Organism: Paramecium octaurelia
Lineage: Eukaryota; Ciliophora; Oligohymenophorea; Peniculida; Parameciidae
Source: the annotation of a GenBank genome assembly